CGUGUGGCUCCCCAUAAACGAUAAGGUAUGGAAUCUGUGCGCAAAGCCAAUCAACGACUGCGAAACUAUCCCAUAUUGCUCACAAAGUGUGCGGAUAAGGCAGCAGCAUAUGCUUCAUGCGUGUCACGAGAUCUCAACAUACAGCAUCACAUUUGCGACACUGAGUUCAAGGAGUUUAUGGGCUGCAUACGCAAAGCAGCCGUUGAAUUGAAAACUAAAUUAUAAAGCAAGGAGGCCUGUGAGGAAA
Molecule: messenger RNA, 247 nt
Organism: Scaptodrosophila lebanonensis
Lineage: Eukaryota; Metazoa; Arthropoda; Insecta; Diptera; Drosophilidae
Exons: 1
Coding region: 28-225 (65 amino acids)
Biological process (GO): mitochondrial respiratory chain complex I assembly
Cellular component (GO): mitochondrion
Source: RefSeq, a predicted model, not a curated record